Messenger RNA from Paramecium tetraurelia, 1209 nucleotides. RefSeq lists its product as uncharacterized. The transcript is spliced from 4 exons. The record is from RefSeq and is a predicted model, not a curated record. Lineage: Eukaryota; Ciliophora; Oligohymenophorea; Peniculida; Parameciidae. Gene Ontology annotation, cellular component: cytoplasmic side of endoplasmic reticulum membrane; lumenal side of endoplasmic reticulum membrane; membrane. Gene Ontology annotation, biological process: membrane protein proteolysis. Gene Ontology annotation, molecular function: aspartic endopeptidase activity, intramembrane cleaving.
GUGUAAAAUAAUGGCUCCUUCUUAAGAGUUCAAACCUCUAACCCAUUUCUUAAGACCACAAUAUGUGUACUUAUCUUUGGCAAGCUUAGUGUUAAUACAUGUGAUAACACUGCUGACAGAGGUUCGUCCAGGUAUAUCAUUAGUUGUUCAAUCUUUGGCUUGUCUGUACAUAGGAGCUAUGGCAACAUCUAAAAUCAUAUAUAACAAAUAAAACAAUAAGUUGGAGAAGGAAGAAAAAUAGUCAGAAGAGAAAAUGACAUAAAAGGAUGCUUUACAAUUUCCAAUCUAUCUAUCUGCCUACUUAUUUGGACUCUAUCUUUUGUUGAAAUAUCUAGAUGAAGCAAUUCUCAAGACUGCCAUAACUUUAUUCUUCUCAGCAGUAGGAGUCUUAUGUUUGAUGGGAAUCAUAGAAGAUGCCAUUGAAAGAUUAUUCCCAAUUGAAUAUUCAACUAAAAUAGUAGUAGGAAAGAAAUUCAAUUUAAAUUUGAUAUUGACAAGCAAGGAAAUAGAUAUCUAAUUAACUAAGUUGAAUUUCAUAUCAUUAUUUAUUUCAAUGUUCCCCUUAGGCGUGUAUUUAGCAUCAAAGAAUUGGAUUUGCAAUAAUUUAUUCGGAAUAGCCUUCACUGUUUCAGGAGUUGCAAAUUUUACUGUCAUACCAAAUUUCAAAAUAGCAUAUUUGAUGCUUUGGGGACUCUUUUUUUAUGACAUUUUUUGGGUUUAUGGAACUGAUGUGAUGGUUACAGUUGCAAAAUCUAUUGAAGCUCCAAUUAAAUUACAAUUCCCAUUUACUGCCUUGAAUGACGAAGGAAAUCCAUUUACAAAAUACAGUAUUCUAGGUUUAGGUGAUAUUGUCGUUCCUGGUAUCUUUGUUGGAAUGUGUCUUAAGUAUGAUGUUGAUAGACAAAUUGAAAAAGUAAAAAAGAUUUCAGAAAUCAAUAUCCCUUAUUUCUUAUGGUGUUUUGUAGGUUAUGCUAUAGGAAUUGUGACUACAUUGGCUGUUAUGAAUUUAACAGGUCAUGCUUAACCAGCCUUGUUGUAUUUAGUUCCAGGAUGCACAUUAAGUGUUUUAAUAAAGGCUUAUCUUGAUAAAUCUCUUCUUCAAUUUUGGGCCUAUAAUGCAGACCCAGAGAAGCCAGAGGCUUAAACAUCUAAUACAGAAACUAUUAAAAAUAAAUGAUAUAUUGUUUUUAAUAAAAAUAAUUUAUUUAA